AUGGGUAUUUUGUGCGUGUCUAUAUCCGAUGGUUUAGACGCAGGGACGACUCGUGAUUUCUUUGCCAUUGAGGAGGCUAUGGAGAACCACAUGCCCAUUCAUUUGGAGCGCCUUAUUGGUGAACUCGACGAUGAAGACGGUGAAAUUGCUUGUAUGGUGGUUGAUUUGCUGGCUUCUUGGGCCAUCCAAGUGGCCAGAGGAUGCCGCAUCCCCGUGGUAGGCUUUUGGGCUGUCAUGCUUGCUACUUAUCGGUUGAUAGCUUCCAUACCUGAGAUGAUCCGCGCCGGCACCAUUUCUGAAACUG
This is a messenger RNA of Ilex paraguariensis (yerba mate), 304 nucleotides long. Lineage: Eukaryota; Viridiplantae; Streptophyta; Magnoliopsida; Aquifoliales; Aquifoliaceae. The record is from the annotation of a GenBank genome assembly.